Molecule: messenger RNA, 387 nt
Organism: Trichosurus vulpecula (common brushtail)
Lineage: Eukaryota; Metazoa; Chordata; Mammalia; Diprotodontia; Phalangeridae
Product: WAP four-disulfide core domain protein 5-like
Exons: 3
Coding region: 1-387 (128 amino acids)
Biological process (GO): antibacterial humoral response; innate immune response
Cellular component (GO): extracellular region
Molecular function (GO): peptidase inhibitor activity
Source: RefSeq, a predicted model, not a curated record
AUGAGGGCCCAAGGCCUUCUUCUCUUGGCAGCCCUGUUGACCCUAGGCAGCCAGCUGCCUGGUACAGUAGGCUGGAAGAAGUAUGAGAAACUAGGGGGCUGCCCACCAGAUGAUGAGCCAUGCCUUCAAGCCAUCCCAGACCAGUGCAAGAUAGACUCUCACUGCCCAUUCGGGAAAAAGUGCUGCUCUCAGGGCUGCUUCCUCCGGUGUCUGCCUAAAGUCAUGGUAAAGGCGGGCCGGUGCCCCCUAGAUCCAAUGGAGUGCCACAGCCGCAUCUGGCACGUGUGCAGUUUGGACAAGGAAUGUUCUGGCAACAGACGAUGCUGUCUCACAGCCUGCGGCCGAGACUGCAGGAGCCCGGUCAGAGGUGCCUACCCCACCCCAUAG